Molecule: messenger RNA, 6711 nt
Organism: Euleptes europaea (tarantolino)
Lineage: Eukaryota; Metazoa; Chordata; Lepidosauria; Squamata; Sphaerodactylidae
Gene: LOXHD1
Product: lipoxygenase homology PLAT domains 1
Exons: 42
Coding region: 1-6711 (2236 amino acids)
Molecular function (GO): protein binding
Source: RefSeq, a predicted model, not a curated record
AUGUCUCGGUCUCUUUUCACCCAGCUGUCUGUCUUAGGGUCACCUGACCACAGCCGGAAAAAGCGGAAGAAAAAAGGCAAGAAAUCCAAGACCAAAGAGAAGAAGAAAAAGAAGGAAGAGGAGAAUUUUGCAGAGAUGUAUGAACAGGAGCUUCGAGAUUAUCGAUCGGAAGAGUCCCACGAAACUGAAGAUGAAUAUAACAAGAAAAAAGUCUACGAAGUCGUGACGGUGACGGGCGAUGUCCGAGGAGCAGGGACGGACGCCAAGAUCUUCGUCACUCUCUUUGGAGAAUUUGGCAUCACCCCAAAGGCCCACCUGACUAGCAAGAGUGAGAGUGCAUUUGAGAGGAGCAAAACAGAUGUCUUCCGAGUGAGAACCAACAACGUUGGAACGAUAAGGAAGAUAAGAAUUGAGCAUGACAACACGAGUAUGAAUCCCAGCUGGUUUUUAGAUCGUGUGAUCGUCACCGACAUGAACAGGCCGCACCUCCGUUUUUAUUUCCCGUGCAACAACUGGCUCAGCAAGGAUGACGGCGACGGGCUGAACGUGAGAGAUCUGCUUGGCACCCUUAAUCCAAUGGACGUUCCUAAAGGAAAUAAAUAUAUUGUCAGAGUAUACACAGCUGAUAUAAAUGGCAGCGGAACAGAUGCUGAUGUUUUCAUUAAUAUCUUUGGCCAGUAUGGAGACACAGGAGAGAGGAAGCUGGACAACGAUAACGAUAAUUUUGAGAGAGGGCAAGAAGACAAGUUCACCCUGGAUGCUCCUAACAUGGGACGGCUCCGGAAGAUCAACAUCGGCCACAAUAACAAGGGGGGCUCUGCGGGUUGGUUCCUGGACAGGGUCCUCAUCGAAGACAUCGGCAACAAAGCCAAUUAUGAGUUCCCGUGUCACCGUUGGCUCGCGCUGGACGAAGACGACGGCAAAAUUCAGCGGGAUAUCCUUGUGGGAGGAGCGGAGGCCACAGGUAUGGUUUAUAAUGUUGCCGUUUCGACGGGGGACGUCAGAGGGGCCGGGACCAACUCCAAGAUCCACAUGGUCAUGCAUGGCUCCAAAGGGUUGAAAAACAGUGGGAAGGUUUUCCUGGAGGGAGGCGAGUUUGAACGGGCCAGGACGGACCUCUUCAACAUCGAGAUCGCCGCUCUUCUCAGUCCCUUGAGCCGCGUCUCCAUUGGACACGAUAACGCCGGUAUCAGCUGUGGCUGGUAUUGUGAGAAGGUGACGGUGUAUUGCCCAUUUACUGGCAUUGAGCAGACGUUUCCUUGCGGGAAGUGGCUAGAUGAAGAUGAAGGUGAUGGGCUGGUGGAACGGGAGCUCUACGAAAUGCUCUCCAUGCGCCAGAAGAGAUUGAAAAAAAAUCCUUGGUCGCUGUGGAUCUGGACAAGCGACAUGAGGGGGGCAGGGACAGAUGCCCCCAUCUUCCUCCAGAUUUUUGGAGACAAAGGGAAGUCGGACGAAAUGAAGCUGGACAACAACUCCGAUAACUUUGAAGCGGGACAAACGGACAAGUUCAUGAUCGAGCUCCCAGAUCUGGGCACCUUUUACAAGAUCCGAAUAUGGCAUGAGAAGCGGACCCCGUUUUCUGGCUGGCAUCUGCAAAAGGUAACCCUCUUGAAAACGUUGACCAAAGAGAAGUACACCUUUAAGUGCAAUCGCUGGCUGGACUCCAACGAAGACGACAGGGAGAUUGUGAGGGAACUCCCAGCCGAGGGACCGCUCGUGAAGGAGGUCAUGCCAGUGAUAAAGUACCGAGUGACUGUGCAGACCGGGUCGGUGAGCGGAAGCGGGACAGACGCCAAAGUCUUUACUUGUCUCAUCGGCGACCAAGGAGAUACCGGGGACCGGAUGCUUAUCAACAGCGUGAACACUACCAAUAAAUUUGAGAAGGGCAGUAUCGACGAGUUCAUCAUUGAAGCGGUCGACCUGAAGCAGGUGAGAAGGGUGAGGAUAGGGCAUGACGGCAGAGGAGGAAGCAGUGGCUGGUACCUUGGCAAAGUGAUAGUGAGGCAAGAUGGACAGCCAGAGAGUGAGGCUGUGGACUUCCCCUGCUACAGAUGGUUUGACAAAAACGAGGACGAUGGCCUGAUUAUUCGGGAGUUAGUGCCGGAGGGGAAAUCGUAUAUUCUGGAAAAUGUCGGUUACCACAUCAGCAUAAAGACUGGAGAUGUCCCUGGAGCCAGCUCGGAUUCCAAGGUUUUGAUCAAGAUGUAUGGAGAAAAAGGAGACACUAAAAAAGAGUUUCUCUUGGUUUCCGAUAAUGACUUGGAAGAUUACUUUGAACGUGGCCGGAUCGAUAUCUUUACUCUAGACACAAGGGACAUUGGAAAGAUCAAACGGCUCCUGAUCGGGCAUGACAACGUUGGGCUCCAGGCUGGCUGGCAUCUUGGCAGUGUUCAGGUUAACAUUCCAGUCCACGGCCUGCAGUACAAUUUCCCUUGCAACCGGUGGCUUGACAAAAAUGAAGCCGACGGGAAGGUGGAGAUAGAGGUCUACCCGAGCGAGAUCAUACCGAUCGAAAUACUGAUAAAUUAUGAGGUGGUUGUAGUGACUGGCGACGUGCGGAAUGCAGGCACCAAUGCCAACAUCUUCAUGCAGAUGUAUGGGGAACUCGGGAAAACGGAGGUGCUGAUUUUGCAGAACAGGUCAAACAACUACGAGAGGGGAGCAACAGAGCUCUUCAAGAUAGAGGCAGCCGACGUUGGCAAGAUCUACAAGAUCCGGAUUGGCCACGAUGGGAGUGGCAUUGGGGAUGGCUGGUACUUGGAAACAGUCAGCAUUAAGAAGUUUGCCACCAAGGAAGAGAAGAAGAAAAAGAAGAAGAAAAAGAAGUCUGGCGACGAGGAGGAAAAUGAGCUGCCCUCGAUGGAAGGCACCAUUGAGACUUACGAGUUUGCAGCCCACCGCUGGCUGGCCAGCGAUGAAGAAGACCGGGAACUGGUGGUGGAGCUGAUGCCGGAGGAGGGAUCGGAACUGGAGGCAAACGUCUAUGAAGUCCAUGUCAUCACCGGGUCUGUGACGGGUGCGGGGACAGACGCAAAUGUUUACGUGGCCAUCUACGGGGAAAGGGGAGACACCGGGGAACGUCACCUGAAGCGCUCAGACCACAUGAACAAGUUUGAGAAGGAUCAGGUGGAUAUAUUCACUGUCAAAGCCGUCGACCUUGGAGAGCUAAAGAAGUUACGUAUCCGACAUGACAACUCUGGAAGCAAUCCAGCUUGGUUCCUGGAGAGAGUCGAGAUUAUCGACACCAAGGAAGAAACCACAUGUUAUUUCCCAUGUCAGAGAUGGUUGGCUGUGGAAGAGGACGACGGGCAGGUAGCGCGAGAACUGGUGCCGGUGGCCGAAGCGUUUGUGAAGAAGGAUCCAAACAGUUCCAGUUCUGCAGCGACGCUUGGCCUGGAGCAGAAAGCUCAGUCCACUACAUACACCGUGACUGUGAAAACGGGGGACAAGAAGCAUGGUGGGACAGACUCCAACGUCUUCAUUGUGCUUUAUGGAACCAAAGAUGAUACAGGAACAAUCUACUUGAUGGCCUCCAAGACGAACAAGAACAAAUUUGAACGAGGGAAGACUGACAUAUUCACAGUGGAGUGUGUGGACCUUGGAGACUUGAAGAAAAUAAAGAUCGGCCAUGACAACUCAGGUAAAGCUUCCGGUUGGUUUCUGGAGUGGGUCGAAGUGGAUGGCCAUUGCCUGGGUCUGUGCCUUGUGUUCCCAUGUGGCCGUUGGCUGGAUAAAACAGAAGACGACGGCUCUAUCGAAAGGGUCCUCUUCCCUGCAGAGCUUCAGUCAAGGACCUAUGUCCCAUUUGUUCCCUACGAGGUUACUGUUUACACGAGUGACGUUUUUGGAGCUGGCACCGACGCGGAUGUUUUCAUUAUCCUGUACGGAGCUGAUGGGGUUUGCACUCGACAGAAAUCCUUAUGCCAAAACAAAAGGGAGCGAAGGAUGUACUUUGAGAGGAAGUCGGUGAAUCAGUUCAUCAUUGAGCUGGAGGACAUCGGAGACAUUACUGAAAAGAUUCGCAUAGGGCAUGAUGGUGCGGGAAUCAAUCCGGGGUGGCAUCUGCAUAAAGUGGAGGUGCGCAGGCUUCUACCCAAUGGAAAGGGUUCCGAGAAAACCACCUUUCCGUGCGACAAAUGGCUAGCAAAAUCCGAAGAGGAUGGAGAGAUCAUGAGGGAACUGGUCCCGUCCCACAUCUUUACCGAGAAACUCCUGAAGGAUGGGACGCUUAAGCAGAUCCAUGAAGAAAUUGAAGAUGCCCUGGAAAUUUGUUCAUACAAUAUUGUUGUUUACACGGGAGAUAUUUUUGGUUGCGGAACGGAUGCCAACGUGUUCUUGACCAUAUACGGAGAUCUGGGAGAUACAGGGGAGAGAAAACUGAGCAAAUCUGCCACUAACAUGAAUAAGUUUGAAAGAGCACAGGAAGACAUAUUCCGAAUGCAGGCGGUGGACCUUGGCAUGGUGUACAAAAUCCUGAUUCGCCACGACAACAGCAUGCCGCGACCUGACUGGUACCUGGACAAAAUAGAGGUUGUGAACGAGAACACCGACGACUACUUUUUGUUUAUGUGCGAGCGCUGGCUGUCGAAGAAGAAGGAGGACGGCAAGAUCGAGCGGAUCCUUUACGAAAAAAGCUACGAUCGUAACCAGAAAAGCAUUGGUGACUCAUCCCUCAGUAAGGACGACAAUGCAAAUGUGAAAGACAAGACGUCUGAUGGCGUGGCUGGAUCUCCUGCGCAAGGAGCAAUAAUUCCUUACCAUGUAAUCAUCACCACCGGUAGCGAGGUGGGCUCCGACACCGACAGCCGAGUUUACAUUAUCAUUAUGGGUCCUGGGAAGCUUCGGACCCACCGCCUAUGGCUGGAUCUCCCGGACGGCCAGACAGAAUUUGCAGACGCAUCAGUGGAGAAAUUCUCUGUUUUGGGGUUGGAUGUGGAAGAAGUCAAGAAAGUGGAGGUAGGCCAUGACGGGGCGACGCCAGAAAGCUCCUGGCUCCUGGACGAGAUGACAAUCAUCGUGCCGACCAAAGGCGUCAUGUAUACCUUUGUCUGUAAAUGCUGGCUGGCUAGGGACAUGGGAGAUGGACUUACCUCACGAGUCUACAACAUCCUGGAUGCCGAUUGUGUGUUCAUUGGCCUGAAGAUUCUCUACGAAGUGACCGUUGUGACCGGAGAUCUCCCAGGUGCCGGUACAGAUGCCAGUAUUUUCAUCAUGCUCUUUGGAUGCAACGGGUGUACUGAAGAGAUGCAGCUAGAAAAAGAUGGAGAUAGAUUUGAAGUUGGCCAAACGGAUAUUUUCAUCAUGGAGAUUCCGGAUAUUGCACCAUUAAGGAAGAUGAGGAUACGGACAGAUGGGGAAGGAUGCCGUCCUGAUUGGUUUCUAGAACAGGUAAUCAUGAAAAACCUGACGACCCAAGAGGUAACCACUUUUACGUACAAUGAAUGGCUGUCCACAGAGCUGGGCGAGAACCGUACUUUGGAAUGGGAGAUGCCGGCGGUGAUUAAUGGGGAGCAGAUGAUGCAGUAUACCACGUAUACCGUUCAGGUGAAAACCAGUGAUACAAAAGGUGCUGGAACAGAUGCCAAUCUGUUCUUAAGUAUCUUUGGGGAGAGCGGAGACACGGGGACCCUGCCUCUGAAGAAGUCCAAUCAGUCCAACAAGUUUGAGAGGGACCAGAUGGACGUUUUCAAUUUCUCCGAUAUCCUAAGUCUCGGGGACCUCUGCAAGGUGCGCGUCUGGCACGACAACAAAGGAUUCGGGCCCGGCUGGCAUCUGGAAUACAUCGAGGUCGAAGACUCCCUCAUGGACAAGUCGUUCCGUUUCCAGUGUGACCGCUGGCUGGCAAAGGACGAAGAUGACGGGCAGACCAUCCGAGAGCUGGCUUGCGCCAACAAUGACAUCCUGGAACUGAAGGAGCGCACCACAUAUGAAGUCUUGACAAUUACUAGUGAUCUGGAGGAUGCAGAAACCAAGGACAGCAUCUGGAUUAUUCUGGAGGGCAAGAAGGGCCGUUCCAAAGAGUUCCUGUUGGAGAACUCAACCAAGAAAAGGAGAUUUUUAAGAGGAGCCAAAGAUGAAUUCCAGUUUCCUUCAAAGAACGUUGGCGACGUUGCAGCCAUCUGCGUUGGUCACUGCCCAAGAGAUGGAAAGAAAUCAAAAUCGAGCACCAAAACAGAGGUCUACUGGCACGUCAAAGAGAUUAUCAUCACAGAGACUGAACUUUGCAACCAGUAUUUCUUCAAGUGCAACGCAAAAAUCCCACUCCGCAGCAAGAGGGGCGACUACAAAGUCUUCGAGUGUGCCAAGGUGAUCGAGAGCUUUGCCAGCAAAGCUCGGAGUCUGGUGCCAGUCAAAUACGAGGUCAUUGUGGUGACGGGGUUUGAGAAGGGAGCCGGUACAGACGCCAACGUCUUCAUCAACAUCUUUGGAGCGAACGGGGACUCGGGCAAGCGGGCCCUGAAGCAGAAAAACCACAAUCUCUUUGAGCGAGGGAAAGAUAACCGGUUUUACCUUGAAAUCCUUGAACUCGGGGAGCUGAGAAAAGUUCGGAUAGAGCAUGACAAUACUGGCAUAUCCUCCGGGUGGCUGGUGGAACGGGUCGAGAUCACAAACUCAGCUACCGGUGUGACCACGAACUUCCCCUGUGGGAAGUGGCUGGAUGAGAACAGAGGGGACGGGUUGAUGUGGCGGGAGAUAUUCCCACGGAACUAA